Molecule: messenger RNA, 1662 nt
Organism: Impatiens glandulifera
Lineage: Eukaryota; Viridiplantae; Streptophyta; Magnoliopsida; Ericales; Balsaminaceae
Product: 3-ketoacyl-CoA synthase 6-like
Exons: 2
Coding region: 31-1497 (488 amino acids)
Biological process (GO): fatty acid biosynthetic process
Cellular component (GO): membrane
Molecular function (GO): acyltransferase activity, transferring groups other than amino-acyl groups
Source: RefSeq, a predicted model, not a curated record
UAGCACUUUCUUUAGAAAUAACACAAAAAGAUGCCACAUAUAGAGCACUCAAAUUCAUUCAAGUCUAAUUACAUAAAACUAGGGUUUCAAUACCUAGUCAACAACAUUCUCACAUUUCUCAUCCUCCUUGUCCUAACCACGAUUAUCGUUGUAUUAUUCAAAAUGAGUCCGGAAAAGAUCUUUCAAAUAUACCAGGAACAAAUCAUAUUUUUCUCUUUUCUCGUAAUCUUCCUAUCCACCCUCUACUUCAUGUCGAAGCCUCGUUCGGUCUACCUCGUCGACUACACGUGCUACCAAGCGCCUGGAAGUUGUCGAGCCGCGUUCUCCACGUUUAUGGAACACUCCCGUCUAAACCUUAAAAACAACUCUAAGUCCGUGGAAUUCCAGAUGAGGAUCCUCGAACGAUCGGGACUUGGAGACGAGACUUCGUUGCCUCUGGCCAUCCACUAUCUUCCACCAAACCCUACUUUCUCGGAUGCUUUUGAAGAGGCAGAGAUGGUGAUUUUCUCAUCUGUUGAUUCUUUGUUGGAGAAAACAGGGAUUCACUCUAAUGAUAUCGAUAUAUUAAUCGUGAAUUGUAGCUUGUUCGCGCCGACGCCUUCUCUUUCGGCGAUGGUGGUGAAUAAGUAUAAGUUGAGGAAUAAUAUUAAGAGCUUUAACUUGUCCGGUAUGGGUUGUAGCGCUGGACUUAUUUCAAUCGAUUUGGCACGUGAACUUCUUCAAAUCUAUCCUGACUCGAAUGCCCUUAUAGUCAGCACCGAAAUCAUUACUCCAAAUUAUUACCAGGGGCAGGAGCGCGCGAUGCUACUUCCUAACUGCCUGUUUCGUAUGGGAGGCGCAGCCAUUCUCAUGUCGAACAAGAGUGGGAACCGCGCCCGAGCCAAGUACCGUUUGGCUCGUGUCGUACGCACCCAUAAGGGUGCAGACGACAAAGCGCAUACUUGCGUGUUUGAGCAAGAGGAUGAAGAGGGUAAAGUUGGAAUUAGACUCAAUAAGGAUCUUAUGAGGAUAGCCGGAGAAUCUCUCAAGUCAAACAUCACCACGUUGGGUCCUUUGGUUCUCCCUGCAUCGGAGCAACUUUUGUUCUUGUUCAGCCUUGUUGGCCGGAAAAUCUUCAACCCUAAAAUGAAGCCUUACAUCCCCGAUUUCAAACAGGCAUUCGAGCAUUUUUGUAUCCACGCGGGAGGUAGGGCGGUGAUCGACGAGCUUCAAAAGAACCUCCAAUUAUCCGCCGAGCACGUGGAAGCAUCGAGAAUGACUCUUCACCGAUUUGGGAAUACAUCAUCAUCAUCGCUAUGGUACGAGCUUUGUUAUAUCGAAUCAAAAGGGAGGAUGAAGAAGGGAGAUAGGGUUUGGCAGAUUGCCUUCGGAAGUGGAUUUAAGUGCAACAGUGCUGUGUGGAAAUGCAAUCGUGCAAUCAAUGCUCCAAUCGACAGUCCGUGGACUAACUGUAUUGACAGGUACCCGGUUCACAUACCCGAUAUUGUAAAGCUCUGAAAAUCAAUGUUUUUUCAAUAUAAUGUUCAUAAAUGUGUUGUAUGUAUUAAAAGGGGAAACACAUGAAAAUGGUGUAACUACAUGUAGAAUGUUGUUGAUUUCUCUUAUUUUCUUUACUUAUUUUAGUGUAACUUGUAAUAGAGAGAAAAUGUCACAGUUGUGUAU